This is a messenger RNA of Suncus etruscus (white-toothed pygmy shrew), 1383 nucleotides long. RefSeq names its product enoyl-CoA delta isomerase 2 (gene ECI2). The record is from RefSeq and is a predicted model, not a curated record. Lineage: Eukaryota; Metazoa; Chordata; Mammalia; Eulipotyphla; Soricidae. Gene Ontology annotation, molecular function: fatty-acyl-CoA binding.
AUGGGGCUGGUGUGGCAAGGCGGGCUGGCGCGGUGCUGGCGUCCCCUCGCGCUCCGGAGUCCUGUGCAGGUCACCCGUGCGCCAGCCCUGCAGGCUGCACCUCGGCAGAAGAGCCAUGACGCCACUCAGCAGGACUUUGAGAAUGCCAUGAACCAGGUGAAAGCUCUUGAAGAAGAUCCGGGAAACGAAGUGAAGCAGAAACUGUAUGCACUGUACAAGCAGGCCACCGACGGACCCUGCAACACCCCCAAGCCAGGCAUGCUGGACUUCGUGAAUAAGGCCAAGUGGGAGGCGUGGAACGGGCUUGGCAGUCUGCCCAAGGACACUGCCAGGCAGAACUACGUGGACCUGGUGACCAGCCUGAGUUCCUCUGAGGCCCCUCGCCCAGCCCAGGCCACCACCGAGGGGACACGCACGGACUCUGACGCGGCGGUGGUGGUGACCUCCGAGGAUGGCAUUACCAAGAUCACCCUGAACCGGCCCAGCAAGAAGAAUGCCAUCACCCGCCAGAUGUAUAAUGACAUAUCUCUUGCCCUGAAAAAGGCAAGUGAGGAUGAUUCGGCCAUCACUGUUUUCACAGGGAACGGGGACUAUUACUGCAGCGGGAAUGACCUCACCAACUUCUCCAACAUCCCUCCUGGUGGUGCCGAGGAGCUAGCCAAGGCCAGCGCCAUCUUAUUGAGGGACUUUGUCGGCGCUUUCAUCGAUUUCCCGAAGCCUCUGGUCGCGGCGGUGAACGGCCCGGCCGUGGGGAUCUCGGUCACCCUUCUGGGGCUGUUUGACGUGGUAUAUGCGAGUGACAAGGCAACGUUCCAUACCCCAUUCAGCAGCCUCGGUCAGAGUCCGGAAGGCUGUUCUUCCUACAUGUUCCCUAAGAUAAUGGGACCGGCCAAGGCCGCAGAGAUGCUCAUUUUUGGGAAGAAGCUGACGGCCCGAGAAGCCUUGGCCCAGGGCCUUGUAACGGAGGUGUUCCCUGACAACGUAUUCCGGGAGGAGGUUUGGGCCAGGCUGAGGGCCCACUCCAAGCUGCCCCCAAAUUCCUUGCGGAUCUCCAAAGAACUUCUCAGGAAGAACGAGAAGGAGACGCUACACGCAGUGAACGCGGAGGAGUGUCGCAUACUGCAGAGCCGGUGGCUGUCAGACGAGUGCCUCAACGCCAUUAUGGCCUUCAUGACCCGCAAGGGCAAGCUGUGAGACCUCGGGGCUCUCCUGGGAUAGGCCCGUGUCUCUCCCUCCGGGGUCCCUGCCCUUGGAUGAAGUGAAUACACAGGGCUCAGAUCCUCCUCCACCCGCCCCCCUGACUGUCUCUCCCCAGAGCUGUUGAGAGUGUUUUAGGGGCCGUGAAAGGAGUUUUAAGAUUAAAACUUAAGUUUCACAUGAAAA